GGCAUUUGGAUGACUAUGGUCUAUGGAUUCUGUUUAGUUGGGUGUAUCUGGCCUCGAUGUUGGAGUGCUGUGUAUGCAUACCUUGAGAACCCCGAGAUGUGUUACUUAAGGUCACAACAUGCACUUGAAAAAAUUGGCAUCGGGGAAACUCUGCCCGUAGCUACACCUUAUGCGACAUCUCCGCCACCUCUAAAGCCAUCUAGUGUUAAAAAUUAUAGCAGCAGGACAUACAAACUAGCUAGCCAUGCCACUGCUAAUUCACUUGAAUCAAUCAUAAUUCUGAUUACACUCAUGCUUUCCCUAAUGUUUCUUAAUUAGUUUCUUGAAAACUCCUGAAUCUUUUUCAUAUCUAACCUAUAUUUCUAUGUUUCUGUAGGUUUGAACUUGCCUUUAACUGAUUGUUGCGACGUUCUUUCAACUAUGCAGAGGUUCAUUCAA
Rosa rugosa (rugosa rose) is the source of this 438-nucleotide messenger RNA. RefSeq lists its product as uncharacterized. Bases 10 to 318 code for a protein of 102 amino acids. NCBI's taxonomy places the organism in Eukaryota, Viridiplantae, Streptophyta, Magnoliopsida, Rosales, Rosaceae. The record is from RefSeq and is a predicted model, not a curated record. The transcript has 3 exons.